AUGACAUCGUGCAACUUUUGCGCAAAGCUUUGUGUUGAGCUACUGAGCGAUAAUGACGUUCGAUUCCAUCCAAACUUGGAAUCGCUUCGAAAGAGUGCAGAAUCAGACUGCCCUUUCUGUGCCCUUGCAUAUACGGCGAUUCGAACAACGACCAGGCGUGAUGUUGUUACCGCCCUCCUGAACGGCGAAAGACCAAAAGAUUACAAGGAGGGUCCAUUUUACCCAAGUAUAUGGCUUCGUGGACAGAUACAUCCUUUUGAGUUGGGCACAAGAUUAGGCCAGCUAGGUCAAAGCACACCCACCAGGAUUUGGAUAUCUUGCGGAAGGUUUCCUCCCGACGUUGGGCUAUCCGAAACGAAUUCUGUUAUCUCUUCAAUGAGAACCAUCCAGCUAUUUUGUUUUGCUCUUCAUCAAUCGCCGGUUUCCUCGCUUUAUUCAGAUCGAAAUUUUGGCCAGGACCCGGAUCCAAAUUCUUACAUCUUAUGGUCAAAGUGGUGUCUUAAGACAUGCCAUGAUACUCAUAAAAUUUGUGCGCUUCAACGGUCACGCAAGAUGCCUACGCGUGUCAUAGAAGUGGGUACAAAAAGUCACAGGUUGCUUCCUACUGAUGAUUUGCAGGAGCCUUACGUAGCUCUUUCAUACUGCUGGGGCCCAGCCAUGGAUACAUUCAAGCUGACGCAUGAUACAUACGCUGAAAUGCUAGAUGGCAUUGCAGAGAUCAAAUUGGCAAAAACACAUCAAGAAGCUAUUGGAUUUUCUCGCGCAAUUGGUAUCAAAUACAUUUGGAUUGAUGCGUUGUGUAUUAUCCAGGGGGAUGCUGAGGACUGGGCAGCCGAGUCUAGACUUAUGGACCAAGUCUAUGGGAACGCAGCAGUGACCAUAAUAGCUGGACGGUCUUCCGAUUCCCGCGAUGGGUUCAUCACACCGAAACUCGAGCAAUCGGCGCCACCAGUUGCCUUACCACUAUCUCUAUCUAGGAAGGAUGCACUUUACGUUGGGCUUUCCCGCACAUAUGCGACUGGGCCCGUGUCAACGCGUGGCUGGUGCUAUCAGGAACAGAUAUUAUCCAACCGCUCCAUUCUUUUCAGUGAGGAGCAACUUGUGUUUCAAUGUCGUGCCUGGACUUUUAGGGAAGAUGGCAGCAGUGUCUUUAGCGGUUCACCAACUUUCCUCACACCAGGGGUUGCUUCGAUGAAGGGAGAUCUGGAGACAAAAAAGGAAAGCACGCUCAAAUUGUGGUACGAGGGCCUCCACCUGUACACAAGGCGCAAACUGUCCAAUCCUCAUGACGUCUUCGCUGCCAUAGCCUCGAUCGCUGGACUGGCUCAGAAGAUUCUCCGAUCACGCUAUCUGGCCGGUCUAUGGGAAGACGACAUUGUUAGAGGCCUGCUCUGGAAACCCCGUCAUCACUUAGACAACAGCUUCAGACGUCCGGCGACUCGUCCCCAACCGACAGCCUUCGCGCCACCACCUGUGGUUCGCGCGCCUUCUUGGUCAUGGGCUUCCGUUGAAGGGCCGACAAUCCAUGGCUACAAAAUCAGUAAUUCAAAACUCUUCAAAGAAGAGGGUUUCGUUCAGGUGAGGCCAGGCCUCGAAAUUGGGUGGACUGCAGAUAUGAAUUGUGAUGUAUCAGCACUACAUAUGCCAUACUGUGAGCUCCAUAUACUCGGACGGGUGGGAAAAGCCAUGAUCAUGGAUACUGCCGUGGAACACUAUCUACCAAAUGACAGAUAUAUUCAAUGGGCGGGCAAAAAGAAGAAAUAUGGAACGCUACUCGCAAAAGCCGGAGACACCUAUGUUGAUAAGGGAAAACUUGAUGAGCAAGUAGUUGCUGUAGGAUUUUUUGAUGUAGCUGAAGAAGCUUGUAAAGAGGUGUGGUGUUUGCUACUGCUUGAAAGGGAGGGUUUGAUGUUGGUCAAACAUGGGGAAAAGUGGACACGCACGGGAUGGUUCCUCCUCGAAAAUGGUUCCUGGCUGAACGGGGAGGUUGAAACUGAAGUCAAGCUGAUAUGA
Molecule: messenger RNA, 2013 nt
Organism: Colletotrichum truncatum
Lineage: Eukaryota; Fungi; Ascomycota; Sordariomycetes; Glomerellales; Glomerellaceae
Source: RefSeq, a predicted model, not a curated record